This is a messenger RNA of Penicillium waksmanii, 1731 nucleotides long. RefSeq lists its product as uncharacterized. The transcript has 4 exons. NCBI's taxonomy places the organism in Eukaryota, Fungi, Ascomycota, Eurotiomycetes, Eurotiales, Aspergillaceae. The record is from RefSeq and is a predicted model, not a curated record. Bases 1 to 1731 code for a protein of 576 amino acids.
AUGUCCAGUGGUAACGCUAUCCUGUCCACCUUGGGGGACUUCCGGGAUCUUCUGUUCCCCUGGAGCGGGAGCGCGCAUACAAAAAAAUAUCUUCGCGAUGCUACACAAGAAUCUAUCCUCGGAGAUCUCCUCGAAACCUUGAAGCGAAGAACAUUGGAGCGAAGAACACUCAAGGCCGGGCAGCUUGCGGAAUUGGAAAAAACCUUCUACAAAUACGCCUUUCAAGACCAGGGCAACAAGCAGCGAUAUUGGAACGAGGAAAGCUUCGGAGAGCACAUGAAGCAAACGCAUCCUGACCUUGCGGGUUCUCAGGCCGUGAUUCAACUGCUAUGGAGAUCUUUUCAUUUUCACGCAUUUCACCCCUUCCCCGAUAGUUUGACAGAUGAGAGAAUUGACUGGGAGGCCUUUCAGCGUGCAUUUUUGUUCCAGGUCGCGCAAGGCGCUGAUCUCCUGGGCGUGCUAGAAGAAGCCGAUAUGUACUGGCAGUUUCAGUACGACCAGAAUCUUGUUCAUCAAGCCAAAGUGAAAAGGAUCUUCAGAAGCAUUGCAGUUCCGGAACGGACAAUCGCUUUAAUAGAAGAUGAAUCGAACUUUGCCGUGGAAGAGACUGCUGAUGUCGUGGCCAUGAUGCAGCCUUUCUUUCCGCCUCAUGCACCCAUGCAAGAAGAGGUUUUCCCUACUGCAAAACGUCUAUUUGCUGGGAAUACUACUCAAAGCAGACGACGCGUAGCUCGAAAACAUUUCGCGACGUUACUGAGUAUUCUCAUUCGGCUGAGACUACAUGCGUCUGCCCUGUUUGGCAGAUUCGAGAAAGCAGACCCCGGUGACGAGUUACCAAUCAUCUUAUUGGACUCACUAGGUGGCCAGGACCAAGAGUACCUGGAGCUUGAUCAAGUCAGCUCGAUACUAUACCUACUCCCAAAUCUGUACAUUCGAUUUUCUCAGAUAUGGAAAGUCCUUUUCCAGUCCCAUAUGCCCGCAGACUUUGGGACUCAGUCUGAAGCACAUAAUGGUAUCUCGGGUCAAAUAAUCGGUGCUAUUUCAUUAUUUGUGCCUCAUCCUAUUACCGGUGUGAAUGGCCCGAUGGAGGAUGGACGAAUCGCUGUCGAUUCAAUUCAACUAUCUCUAAAUGGUGACAGUUCAACAGUGACAGAUAUCGCUAAGGCCUUUACCAGUGAUUCACGUCCCCGUUUGAUGCUUAUUGCUGGUAAAAAUACCAAAAACUCCCAGUCGACAGUAAUGGGGAUCUAUCUACCAUCAGCAUUUUCGGAAGGAGUCUCUCUGCGUCUUUUCUUCGAGUUGCAGCCGAAAUUUCGUCUCCAUCGAUGGUCCAGCUACCACAAAGGACUGACAAGCAUGCUGGUCAGGGAUGGCUCUAAGGAUGUGAAGAGUCUAUUAUCUCGAGAGUCUAAUGCCAAUUCUCCUGGUGACCUCGAGUCCAAUGAGCCAUUUUGGAUUGGUGGUCCAGAAGGCGAAGAAACUUGCAUCAAAAUUGAUCCAGCGAGAAAGCUAGCGUCUUCCGUGUGUCAUUCAACGGAAAUUCAAGUGGAAUAUAGCCACUUCGCCGUGCUCGGGAUUUCGGGUGGGGAGCCAACCGUGCUUCCAGGCCUUAUGAAUACGAGUACCACGUGGGCAAAAGGUCUUCCAGGGACUUUUCAGGAGGGCCCAAAGACCGGAGUAAAUCAAGGGAAUGAACUGAAAGCACGGAUAAUGGGAUUUGGCCCCGUUUGA